ACACCCAGGACUCUUGGGAUGGAUGCAGAAGCUCCAGAAUUUAUACCCAGACAGACCCGCCCUCUUGCCCUCCCCACUCCGACACAUGAUAUUUGACCCAUUUGGCAGAAGCCAGAAUUCCACCGUGGCCAGGGCAGUCUGGAUGGAUGAUGCAAUGAGGGAGGGGGUCCUUUGAGCUGGGGGCCUGGACCCCUGGGUCUGGGGGCUGAGGAAGAUGAAGACCUGAUCAACUGGGACUAGUUGAAAGGAGCCAAGGGCUAAGAUUCCUGGUUUUUGGGAAGGAGGAUCCUUGUGCUCAAACUUCUGGGUCUGAGGGAGGAGGUCUGGGAAUUGGACCCCUGUGCGAGGGAGGAGGCUUGAGGCCAGGUCCCCUGGAUCUGAAGGGUUUCUGGGUAUUGAGGGGUCUGACCCUUUCCUUAACCAUCAGGAAGCUGAGACCACGUGAAAGAAGUGUCCCUAGCAGGUGUCCUGGCUUGGAAACCUCACUCCAGGCCAUGGAUCAAUUUCACCCUCUUCAACCCCUGCUCAGUGGCCUGUCCUGAUGCAAUCCUGGUGUUUCUUUCACCAGAGCAGCUACUCUGGGCCCAGACAGGUGCUACCAAAAUAGACUGGGGGAGGGGAUGGUGAGAAUCCGACCCUGGUAACCAGGCCCUGGAGGGAGAAGUGAGAUCCAGAGGGGUUGAGUAACUUCCUGGGACCCCUAAAGUGCAGGGGCUGGAUUCCUGGGUUGGAGGGAGGAGGGCCUGGGAGUCUUCAGUUUUAAGAAAUAAUAGUCAAAUCUCUGGUGAGUCAAGUCAAACGCCUGUGUCUUUGAACAGGCUUUAUGUGUAAUGACAAGGGUCUGCGUGCUCAGAGCCAGGGCAGUGGGGCCUUGGAUCGACCUUGGACAACAGAAACAAGAAACGGGUUCUGGUGGGCAGGAGCUCAGAGCCUUUGUCCCUGGCGCCAGGUGCAGACCCUGGGUUGGAGGCCAGGGAGACGACGAGGCCUCUUUUCCCUGGAUUUUCAGUUUGCAGGAAAGGUUGCCUUCGCGGAAAACCCGUCUAGAAAGCAGCAGUUGAUCGCCAGGCCCUGAACUCCUCCAAAGGAGGAACUGGGGCGGGGGCGGGGGGUGAAUCGGAAUGGAGAGCCGUGGAAGGCUCGAGUCAGCUUCUGGCGGGAGGCCCUCCCUCCAGGGCUGGAAGGGCGGGCAGAGGCUUUGCAUUCUCUUGCGCUCCAGCGGCUGCUGGGCAAACAGGUUCUCCAUCCCUUAGGGAGGGCGCGGCAGGGCCGGAGGAUGUCCCACCCGACGGGACCAGGUGUGCGGGCCCUGCACAGCGGCUGGGGCGUGGCCGCGCUCGGUGCUCGCCGCGCUGGAAGCAGACCGUAAGCCCCGGCACGGCUGGGAGCUGGCCGGACUGGAACUCCCUCCCGGGUCCCGCUUAGAGGCAGGGGUCCAGUUCACGCAAGAUGCGGCUGUUGCCCGGGCUCCGGCAGAAAGCCGCGAGCCAGGGGCUGGGGCGCGGCGCUCACCUCGCCUGGUAAGAGGAGGGGCCCGGGCACCUCCCGAGCCCGCAGCGCCCAGGACCCGCGCCAGGUAAGGGGCGGGGCUCCUCCCGCCUGCUACCUGCCCGGCUCCGGAGGGAGGGCGGAGGCUUCGAGCCUUAGAAACUCGCUCCUCUCCUCUCUCCCCACCCCAGCCUCGCGGCCUGUCCCGGGAGGCGGCUUGGAGGGGAGGGUCGCGGGGAGGUGGAAUGAGGGCUGCAUUUUUUGGACUGCGCGCUGCGGCCACGCGGAGCCAUCGGUAGACCGGCCACUGCGAGGACCUCAGGGUCUCCCUAAGUUGCUGAGGCUGGCCUGGUAAUUGGCAUCCUCCUGCUUCAGCCUCCCAAGCCACCAGCACAGGAAUUACAGAUGUGCACCGCUGAGCCCACCAUCCCCCCUGGAGAUUCCAAGCUUCUCAUCACUCCAACCUAGGAUCAGCGCCCAGCCACUUCCUAAGACCCAGAAGCCCACAUUUUUAGCUUCCUCCUUGUCUGGGACCAGGAGUCCCUCACGCCAGGCCUCUCCUCCCUGACAUUCCUGGAAUUCACCUAAAUUCACCUUUCCUCCUCUGCAGCCAUGUGGGCCCCCAGCCGCCACCAGCUCUGCCUGGCCUUCCUGCUUGUCUGUGUCCUUUCAGCAAUAACCUUUCUCCACUUCCACCAAGACCUCUUUCAAUAUGGCCUCCGCCUGUCUGUCCUUUGUCCAGACAGCCAUGUGCUGAGAGCCCCAGUGGCCAUCAUCUGCCUGGCUGAUAAACAGCUCACCCAAAACACCUCCUCCUCUUGUCUUCAGAAUGCUGACCCUGUCUCAGGAACCUGGACUAUCCACCCAGAUGGCCGGUUGGGUAACCAGAUGGGGCAGUAUGCGACACUGCUUGCCCUGGCCCAGCUCAAUGGCCACCGUGCCUUCAUCUUGCCAGCCAUGCAUGCCACCCUGGCCCCAGUGUUCCGCAUCACGCUACCUGUGCUGACAUCCGAGGUAGACAGUCGGACACCCUGGCGGAAGUUGCAGCUGCAUGACUGGAUGUCAGAGGAGUAUUUCUGCUUGAAGGAUCCAUUUCUGAAGCUGUCUGGUUUUCCCUGCUCUUGGACAUUUUUCCAUCACCUUCGGGAACAAAUCCGCAGGGAAUUCACCGUUCAUGACCAUCUUCGUGAUGAGGCCCAGCACUUGCUGAGUCAGUUUCGCCUGGGCCACACUGGGGCCCGGCCUCGAACCUUUGUGGGUGUCCAUGUGCGCCGUGGGGACUAUCUGCAGGUGAUGCCCCAGCGCUGGAAGGGUGUGGUGGGUGACCGUGUCUAUCUCCAGCAGGCUAUGGACUGGUUCCGGGCCCGGCAUGAAGCCCCCAUCUUUGUGGUCACCAGCAAUGGCAUGAAGUGGUGCUGGGAAAAUAUUGACAUCUCUCGGGGUGAUGUGGUCUUUGCUGGUGAUGGGCAGGAGGGCUCACCAGGGAAGGACUUUGCCCUGCUCACUCAGUGCAACCACACUAUCAUGACCAUUGGCACCUUUGGCUUCUGGGCUGCCUACCUGGCUGGUGGAGACACUGUCUACCUUGCCAACUUCACCCUGCCAGACUCAGAGUUCCUGAAGGUCUUCAAGCCUGAGGCUGCCUUCCUGCCUGAGUGGGUGGGCAUUAAUGCAGACUUGUCUCCAGUGCAGACAGGGGCUGGGCCUUGGAAGCCAGGGAGACUUUUGGGACUGGUCUCAUCAGGCUAGAGUCAGACAGACAUGUCUCCAGAGGCCUGGCAGCUUCUGGAGAAAUCAGGGGUGGUCCCAGAGCAGGUGGUGCCCAUGGCCAGAGAGAUUCUAGUUGGCCAGAGGUGGAAAGAAGUAGGGUCUUCCUGGAGCUGCCUGAACACCUACAACCAGCAGAACAUCUUUUCUGAUGGCUGGCAAUGCCCAGUGAAGCUCAUGGUGGCUCCAGAAGCCACAGUGCCCACCUGAUCAUCAUUUCCAUAGUAUUUCUGCAUGGCUGCCCCUGAGAACAGGGAAUCCUGCCUUCUAGAGUCCACUCUGCUGGUCUUUUCUAGCAGAGGUGUUACUUCUGCCCUGGGUGUUCAAAACAGUGAAGGAACAAACUCAUGGUUGAUCUAGAGCAAGCCCUUGUUAACUCUCCUUCAGAGUUUCUGGAGUGAUUCAGAAGGGAGUUUUCCUAGGGAGGGCCAGGUUUAAUGCUUUUGAAGAACAAUGUGGGGACUGGGGUACAGGUUCCAGAAUUCUACAUAAGUAUGGCAAAGAAUAUGAUGAAGGAACUACCAGAAACUCAACACCCCGCCACUGCCAGAAAGAUCAAGACCUGGGAGACUGCCUCUAGUGAGCCAGUGUCUUCUUGUGUGUGUACUGAGGAUUGAACCCAGUUGAACCAAGGUGUGGCCCAUGCUGGGGCCGUGGUGACCAGACCAAAGUCUGUCCAAACCAUUGGCCCCUGAGGAAAGUCUCAAAGGAUUAUUUUUUUCAUCCUUUUUUUUUUUUUUUCUUAGAGUAGAUAUGGGAGAGUGGAGAGGAAUAGCCAUUGGGGAGGUGAGGCAACUUCUGCAGCAGAACUUUCUAGCAAUCCAGGAAGACUUCUAAUUUGGAAGGUCAAAACUUCCAAACACAAGAUCUGGAUCUAUUAUCUCUGGGAUUAGGUCAAGGAAGUGUCUUCUUCUUUAGCUGGGUUCUGAGUAUCUGGGAUUUGAUAUUUGAAAUCCAACAAGUCUGCAGAAAGCCAGGGGAUACUGUGUUCUUUGUUAACCCUGUCUGUCCCUGAAAUCACAGAAGCACUAAAUUACUUUUUUGUUUGUUUUUUGUUUUUGAUACCAGGGAUUGAACUCAGAGGGCCAUAUCUCAGCCCUUUUUUUUUUUUUUUUUUUUUUUUUUACAUUUAUUUAGACACAGGAUCUCACUGAGUUGUUUAGGACCUCAAUAAGUUGCUGAGGCCUGCUUUGAACUUGCAAUCCUCCUGCCUCAAACUCCUGAGCUGCUGUGUCCAUGCCCGACUAAAUCUGUCUUUGUAGGUCUAGCAUGAAAAGAACUGGAGAUAAGUAGACCCCAGUCCCAAGUCAAACCCAAGCAAGAGCCAGAGAGUAUAAGACUUUUGACCCAUUUCAGGAGCCCUUGCUGCUUUUUGGGUGAUGAAAGUGGUUCCUCAUAUACACCCAUAUCUUUUCAUCCCGCUCCAAGAAUCCCAGCCUCUGGUCUUCUUAGGGCUUCAGGGUACCAUUCCCAGCAUAGCUGCCACAAGGAGAGUGGGAGGUAUGAAUUAAAAGUUCACAUUCACAGC
Messenger RNA from Marmota monax (woodchuck), 4783 nucleotides. It is a transcript of the gene Fut1, whose product is annotated as fucosyltransferase 1 (H blood group). Gene Ontology annotation, cellular component: membrane. The transcript is spliced from 3 exons. Gene Ontology annotation, biological process: carbohydrate metabolic process. NCBI's taxonomy places the organism in Eukaryota, Metazoa, Chordata, Mammalia, Rodentia, Sciuridae. The record is from RefSeq and is a predicted model, not a curated record. Bases 2101 to 3237 code for a protein of 378 amino acids. Gene Ontology annotation, molecular function: galactoside 2-alpha-L-fucosyltransferase activity.